This is a messenger RNA of Dryobates pubescens (Downy woodpecker), 3764 nucleotides long. RefSeq names its product HECT domain and ankyrin repeat containing E3 ubiquitin protein ligase 1 (gene HACE1). The record is from RefSeq and is a predicted model, not a curated record. Gene Ontology annotation, cellular component: nucleus. NCBI's taxonomy places the organism in Eukaryota, Metazoa, Chordata, Aves, Piciformes, Picidae. Gene Ontology annotation, biological process: proteasome-mediated ubiquitin-dependent protein catabolic process; positive regulation of protein catabolic process; protein polyubiquitination. Gene Ontology annotation, molecular function: protein binding; ubiquitin-protein transferase activity. The coding region runs from base 109 to 2922 and encodes 937 amino acids. The transcript has 24 exons.
GCGGCCCGCGGAGCUUCGGCGCCGCCGCCGCCACCGCCGCCAUGGGCUGAGGGGAGAGGCGGCAGCAGCAGCUGCCGUGUUAGCGGCUCGGGGUUGGGCGACCCGAGGAUGGAGAGAGCCAUGGAGCAGCUCAACCGUCUGACGAGGUCCCUGCGCCGCGCCCGCACCGUGGAGCUGCCGGACGAUAAUGAAACUGCAGUCUACACGUUAAUGCCAAUGGUUAUGGCUGACCAGCAUAGGUCUGUCUCGGAGCUGCUGUCAAAUUCCAAGUUUGAUGUGAAUUAUGCCUUUGGACGCGUGAAGAGAAGUUUGCUUCAUAUUGCAGCAAACUGUGGAUCAGUUGAAUGCCUUGUUCUGUUGUUAAAAAAAGGAGCAAAUCCAAACUACCAGGACAUUUCAGGAUGCACACCUCUCCAUUUAGCAGCAAGGAAUGGCCAGAAGAAAUGUAUGAGCAAGCUGCUGGAAUACAGUGCAGAUGUCAACAUCUGUAAUAAUGAAGGCUUGACUGCAAUCCACUGGUUGGCUGUUAAUGGACGAACAGAACUGCUUCAUGAUCUUGUUCAGCAUGUCAGCAAUGUGGAUGUUGAAGAUGCCAUGGGUCAGACAGCCCUUCAUGUGGCUUGUCAGAAUGGACACAAGACAACUGUGCAGUGUUUGCUGGACAGCGGCGCAGAUAUAAACAGGCCAAACGUGUCAGGGGCAACUCCACUCUAUUUUGCUUGCAGCCAUGGUCAGAGAGACACUGCACAAAUUCUCUUGAUGAGAGGAGCCAAAUAUUUACCAGACAAAAAUGGUGUCACUCCACUGGAUCUCUGUGUACAGGGUGGCUAUGGAGAGACUUGUGAAGUCCUAAUACAGUACCAUCCUCGACUUUUCCAGACAAUAAUCCAGAUGACACAGAAUGAAGAUCUCCGGGAGAACAUGCUGCGGCAGGUUCUGGAGCACUUGUCCCAGCAGAGCGAAAGCCAGUAUCUGAAAAUCCUAACAAGUCUUGCUGAAGUUGCUACAACAAAUGGUCACAAACUGCUUAGCUUGUCAAGUAAUUAUGAAGCUCAAAUGAAGAGUCUCUUGAGGAUCGUGAGGAUGUUUUGCCAUGUCUUUCGCAUUGGCCCAUCCUCUCCCAGUAAUGGCAAUGACAUGGGCUACAAUGGAAAUAAAACUCCAAGAAGUCAGGUGUUCAAGGUCAGAAAAGUAUAUGAUGUUGUUAGGAAGAUAGACCUUAAAGAGAUGAAUUUCACAAAGCAUGCAUUCAUUAAUCAGACAUCUCAUGAACAGGAACCACUGGAACUGCUCUGGCAUUCCCUGGAUGAGUGGCUCGUUCUUAUAGCCACCGAGCUGAUGACAAACAAAAGGGACUCUGCCAACAUCACUUCUAUUUUACUGAAGCAAAAAGCACCAGAUCACCAGGAUGCUGCUCCUACACCUUCCUUCCCUACUGCAGGAACUGAGGGCAGAAAAGAGCUAUCUGCUGAUGCUUACGAUCCUGCUGGGAAGCAGGAAGCCUGUGCUGAUUGCCAGGAUGUUAUCUCCAUGACAGCAAACAGGCUAAGUGCUGUCAUUCAAGCCUUUUAUAUGUGCUGCUCCUGUCAGAUGCCUCAGGGGAUGACAUCACCUCGGUUUAUAGAGUUUGUCUGCAAACAUGAUGAUGUCCUGAAGUGUUUUGUGAACAGAAAUCCCAAAAUAAUCUUUGAUCACUUCCACUUUCUCCUGGAGUGUCCUGAACUGAUGUCCAGAUUCAUGCACAUCAUAAAAGCUCAGCCUUUUAAAGACCGCUGUGAAUGGUUCUAUGAACACCUGCAUGCUGGACAGCCAGAUUCAGACAUGGUGCACAGGCCUGUCAAUGAGAAUGACAUCCUUUUGGUUCACAGAGAUUCUAUUUUUAGGAGUAGCUGUGAAGUUGUCUCUAAAGCAAACUGCGCCAAACUGAAGCAGGGGAUCGCCGUGAGAUUUCACGGAGAGGAAGGCAUGGGCCAGGGUGUGGUGCGUGAGUGGUUUGAUAUUUUAUCCAGUGAAAUAGUUAACCCAGACUAUGCCUUAUUCACACAGUCAGCUGAUGGAACAACUUUCCAGCCCAACAGCAACUCUUCUGUGAAUCCAGAUCAUCUGAACUACUUCCGUUUUGCAGGCCAGAUCCUGGGGCUGGCUCUGAAUCACCGGCAGCUGGUGAACAUCUACUUCACAAGAUCAUUCUACAAACACAUUCUUGGUAUACCUGUAAAUUAUCAGGAUGUAGCAUCUAUUGAUCCAGAGUAUGCCAAGAAUUUGCAGUGGAUUUUAGAUAAUGACAUCAGUGACCUGGGCUUGGAGCUGACCUUCUCUGUUGAGACCGAUGUGUUUGGAGCGAUGGAGGAAGUGCCGCUGAAGCCGGGGGGUGCAGGCAUACUGGUUACACAGGAGAACAAGGCUGAGUAUGUCCAGCUUGUGACAGAACUCAGAAUGACCAGAGCCAUCCAGCCUCAGAUAAAUGCCUUUUUACAAGGCUUCCAUAUGUUCAUUCCACCAUCUUUGAUCCAGCUCUUUGAUGAAUAUGAACUGGAGCUUUUGUUGUCUGGGAUGCCAGAAAUUGAUGUGAAUGACUGGCUAAAAAAUACAGAAUACACCAGUGGCUAUGAGAGAGGAGACCAAGUUAUUCAGUGGUUCUGGGACGUUGUGGAAGAGCUAACUCAGGAGGAGAGAGUUUUACUGCUACAGUUUGUUACUGGCAGUUCCAGGGUGCCUCAUGGUGGCUUUGCCCAUAUCAUGGGUGGCAGUGGAUUGCAAAACUUCACAAUUGCUGCUGUGCCAUACACUGCCAACCUUCUACCAACGUCAAGCACAUGUAUCAACAUGCUCAAGUUACCUGAAUACCCAAGUAAAGAGAUCCUUAAGGACAGGCUUCUGGUGGCUUUGCACUGUGGAAGCUAUGGUUACACAAUGGCAUAAUGAAGUCUUUAAAACUCACCUUGACCACUCCUGGGCAAUUCCAAGCGGCAGGAGCGAUUUUGGAAGCUGUCAAGGAGCAAGCAGCUUAGGUGCUGCAGCCCAGUGGCAGGGCUGGGCUUCAGAAUUCCUCCAGGAUCAUCAACUUUUCCUCCAUUAUAAUCAACUUUUCCUCCAUUACAUGCUGGCAGACUCCUCAGUAUGCUGUGUUUUGAGGUUUGAAGAUGACAAACUCUGUAUGGAAAUCACUUUCCAUGCUUUUUGGCUUUUACUUCAGCCUAAAUUGGGAAGUUUGUUGGAAUCUCUUCCCACAGUUUACCUUUUUGUUUGGUGGGUUGGGGUUUUCUUUGGUUUGUUCUGGUUUCAUCUGUAUGGUUGAAUGACCUCUGCCUUUCAGUUCACUUUGCACUCAGAUGGGAAACUGCUGAGGGGCAGCCUUGGACUUUAUGCCUUGUUGCCUGGGAAAGUGCCAUUUAUUUUUGCAGGGAGCACUACAGAGAGUUCAAUUUGGACACUGUACAGGAAGACAGAGCUGAUGUAUUUUCCAUUCCUUUGCAGAGCAGCAAAUGAAAUUUUAUACCUUUUUAGUCUUUUAAUGUAUAUAGGAUGUAAAGAUGAGAGCUGUUAUCCCUGGCAGAAACAACAGAUGAACUUCAUACCUAAUUUAUAUUAGAAUUUACACUAUAUUCUACUAACUAUUUAAAGCAUUUGUGACUUUAUAGGCAACUUGCAGCUUGGAGUUUGUAAAUACUAUUUAAGAUCCCUAGCCAUUUGUUUUGAAUGCCUUUAUUCUUUCCUUGACAUAAUUGUAUGUUCAGAGGGUAUUAUUAAACUUUAAUAUUUUU